AUGGAAUCCCUGAUCGUCCCCAGAAAGCUAUGGGAGCAUCCCAAUCCCAAGAGCACGCUCAUGUACAAAUUUAUGAACUCGGUAAACAAAUCACAAAACCUCCAAUUAAAAACAUUCUGGGAGCUCUACCAAUACUCCAUAACCAACCGAGCAGCCUUCUGGGAUCAAGCAUUCCAAUUCCUAAACCUGAUAUACACAGGCAGCUACUCCCAGGUCGUAGACGAAUCCGCACGCAUUGAUGCCAUUCCCCGGUGGUUCGAUGGGUUGCAUAUGAAUUACGCCGAGAAUCUGCUGUACUCCCGCGUUCCCGGCGCCCCCUCUUCACAGCGUGGAAAGAAAGGGAAAGAAGACUCCAAGAUCGCGAUCACGGAAGUUCGGGAGGGGGCUACGGAAAUCCGGGAUGUGACCUGGGGACAAUUGCGCGCAGAGGCUGGGCAGUUGGCUGCGGCGAUGAAGGCGCAUGGUGUGGGGAAGGGGGAUCGGGUUGUGGUGGUCGCAAGUAACUCGCUCGAUACGCUGAAGGUUUUCUUGGCAUGUACCUGGUUGGGCGGGCUGUUUAGUAGCAGUUCGACGGAUAUGGGCGUCAAGGGUGUCUUGCAGAGGGCGUUGCAGGUUACUCCAAAGUUUAUGUUCAUGGACGACUUCGCGAUUUACAAUGGGAAGAGAGUAGAUUUGCGGCCCAAAAUGAGGGAGAUUGUGGAGGGUAUGAAAGAUGUGAAGGAGUUUGAGGCGAUGGUGAGUAUGCCACGCUUCCAAGAACCGGUUGAUAUCUCCAGCAUUCCGAAAACGCAAACGCUUUCUGCGUUCCGGGACGUUUCGAAGUCUUCUCCGGUCCCAGAAUUUGAACAAGUAGCUUUCCACGACCCCUUUCUUAUAGCCUACUCCUCAGGCACAACCGGUACGCCGAAAUGCAUUGUCCACUCUGUAGGCGGCGCGACACUUUCCUCCGCCAGAGAGGGACAGCUUCAUCGUGGGAUCAACUCCGAGUCCGUAGUUCUGCAGUACACAACAACGGGCUGGAUCAUGUACUUCUCAUCCGUCAUGAACCUUUUGGCCGGAGCAAGAGUCGUGUUGUAUGACGGCAGUCCUUUCAUUCCAGACCUAACAACAUUCGUGAAGUUAAUCGGAGAUCAGGGUGUGACAGUGUUAGGGACAAGUCCAAGGUGGAUGCAUGAACUUGCUACGAAUGGGAUCAAGCCAAGAGAAGUGACGGAUUUGAGUAAGCUCCAGGUAGUGAGCAGUACAGGGAUGGUGUUGAGUGACCAACAAUUUGAAUGGUUUUAUGAUGCUGGGUUUCCGAAGCAUGUUCAGCUAGCGAAUAUUGCUGGAGGCACAGAUUUAGCUGGAUGCUUUGCUCAGGACAACCCACUCACACCCGUCUACGUCGGCGGAUGCCAGGGGCCCAGUCUCGGCACUCCCCUCGCAGUCUACGAUUCCCUUAUCGAAGGCGGAAAGGGUGUCCCUGGCGCAGUUGUCGAGCACGGCACACCAGGAGAACUAAUCGCACCCUCCGCAUUCCCCAACAUGCCCGUAUUCUUCUGGAACGACCCAUCAGGCGAGCGCUACUUCUCGGCCUACUUUGAGAAAUACGACAACGUCUGGACACACGGCGACUUCAUCAUGAUCCAUCCCGUCACGAAGAACGUUGUCUUUCUAGGUCGCGCAGAUGGUGUUUUGAAUCCUUCAGGUGUGAGAUUUGGGAGUGCAGAGAUAUAUAGCGUUAUUGAGGCUGGCUUCCCCACGAUUGCGGAUAGUAUUUGUGUCGGUCAACGACGACCGCAAGAUUCGGAUGAGAGUGUGAUGCUGUUUUUAUUGAUGAAGAAGGGGGAGAAGUUCACAGGCAGGCUCGUGAAUGAUGUGAAAGCGGCCAUAAGGAAGGAAUUAAGUGCGCGGCAUGUGCCAAAAUAUAUAUUUGAGACGCCGGAUAUUCCUACGACGGUCAAUUUGAAGAAAGUGGAAUUGCCGGUCAAACAAAUUGUCUCGGGCAAGGUGAUUAAGCCUAGUGGCACCUUGCUUAAUCCAGGAAGCUUGGAUUACUACUAUCAGUUCGCCAAGGUUGAAGAACUGGAGCAGGUGAAGAGUAAACUAUAG
Messenger RNA from Lachnellula hyalina, 2091 nucleotides. RefSeq names its product Acetoacetyl-CoA synthetase (gene aacs). Lineage: Eukaryota; Fungi; Ascomycota; Leotiomycetes; Helotiales; Lachnaceae. Gene Ontology annotation, molecular function: acetoacetate-CoA ligase activity. The record is from RefSeq and is a predicted model, not a curated record. Bases 1 to 2091 code for a protein of 696 amino acids. The transcript is spliced from 6 exons. Gene Ontology annotation, cellular component: cytosol. Gene Ontology annotation, biological process: lipid metabolic process.